Messenger RNA from Juglans regia (Persian walnut), 1254 nucleotides. RefSeq names its product C-factor-like. The record is from RefSeq and is a predicted model, not a curated record. Bases 128 to 1021 code for a protein of 297 amino acids. Lineage: Eukaryota; Viridiplantae; Streptophyta; Magnoliopsida; Fagales; Juglandaceae. The transcript has 6 exons.
UUAAUGGUGGCAGGCCAAGAGCCAUACAAUUUUGCAUUUACGCGAGGCGUUCAGUUGAGAACUCUAAAUGCAUUGUUCUACCCCCGAGCCUCUAUAAUCUACACUUUAACGUCAAACAAAGUGCAAAAUGAAUAAGCUUUUCCUUUUGAACCAGCGGGUGUUCAUGACAACACCGCCGAGCAUGAUAUCAAUAGCCCGAUGGCGACGGGCUUCCGUGUCUUCAAUAUCUUCUUCUGCUUUGAAUUUGGAAGGUGGGGUUUCCAUGGUGCAGGGAGCUUCCAGAGGAAUUGGCCUUGAAUUUGUUAAGCAGCUGCUGGAGAAGGAUGAGAAAGGGCAUGUUAUUGCUACUUGCCGCAAUCCUGAUGCUGCAACUGGGCUUCUUUAUCUGAAAAACAAAUUUUCUGAACGACUUAGCAUUCAACAGUUGGAUCUAACCCUUGAGAGCACCAUAGAGGCAUCUGCAAACUCCAUUAGAGAAACAUUUGGCUCUUUAAACCUUCUCAUUAAUGCAUCUGGCAUUCUUUCAAUACCUGAUGUACUGCACCCAGAAACAACAUUGAGCAAAGUAGAAAAGUCAUCUUUGCUUCUUGCAUAUGAAGUUAAUGCCGUUGGUCCUAUUCUAGUGAUCAAGCACAUGUGGCCUCUUCUAAAGGUUGGUGGAGGCUCUGGGACUGAAAGGGAUGUUGCAGUUGUGGCCAAUUUAAGCGCUAGGGUGGGAUCCAUUGGGGACAAUCGCCUUGGGGGUUGGCACUCAUACCGAUCUUCAAAGACUGCACUUAAUCAGUUGACGAAAACUGUCUCGGUAGAGUUUGCCCGAAGAAAGGAUCCAAUUAUAUGCAUUUUGUUGCACCCUGGCACAGUGGACACUGAUCUCUCUAGGCCAUUUCAGAGAAAUGUUCCAGAGGGCAAGCUAUUUACCAAAGAGUUCUCAGUUCAGAAGCUCCUAGGCAUUAUCAACAAUGCAAAGAACCACGACAAUGGCAAGUUUUUUGCCUGGGAUGGUCAGGAAAUUCCUUGGUGAUCUGUCAGAUUCAUUUAGAAUACACAAUAUUGACUACUUGAGUUUGAAAUUUCUAGAUCAGAAGUCGAUUCUAUUUUUUGAGUGAAAGGUUAAAUGUUAUUUUCUAGUAAUAAUGCGAAUUAUUGACUAUGCAAUUUCUCCUUUUGUAACCUCAUUGGUUUUUCGGAGACAUUUAUGUUUUCUACUCUGAUGUGAAUUCUGUCAGAAAGUAUAUGGCACUACUUUCCUAUUCC